UCUCUGAUAAAAUCUCCACAUACAACAUCAUCAACCAGUGUAUCUAGUAGUUCUUCCACAACAACCAUGGCUUCUAACACUCCUGUCUCAUCAGUAUCCACAACACCUCAGAAAGCUUCCAGCAGUACACGUCAAACUAAUGUGGACAAUUUCUUUAGUAUUACCCCAGAAAAGAAGAACACAUCACAGAAAUGUUCAACACUGCACUCUCCAGCUGGAAGUCUUAAGAAACCAUCGCCUAUUGGAAGUGUUCAGAAAUUACCCGCAUCUGAAAGUAAUAGACAGUCUGACAUACAAGACUUACAGAACAGUAUGAAAAGCUUUAGAGAGCAGUUCGAUACCCAACUCAGAGCAAGUCUGUAUUCUCUGUCUGAGAAUGAUGUAGGUGACGCGAAGGAAACCAUAAAGUGUAUGAGGACAACUUUAAAUGCGUUUUACUCUCAUGCCAACGGUUCACUUUCAAAUGCUGUACGAAAAUCUAACAGCCUUGAACAAAAGCAAAGAACAUUAACUCAGUACUGCAGUACCCUUGAACAAAAAAAUGCAAAAUUGACACAGUACUGUAGUCAUCUGUCGAUGGAAAAAAAUGAGCUUGCGUCUAAAGUAAAAACACUAAAACGGGAAGUAGAAGAAGCAAAACUUGAAACACUAAACAUGGAUCUUAUUUUCAGUGAUACCGAGGACAUGAGCAACUCACAAGACGAUCCUGUCAACGACAGCAUUGAACUGCUCAGCAAGCAAAGCAAGAAAGAUGAUACCGAGGAAUUGGGCAUCUCCCAAGAAGACUCAAAUGAUGACAGCGUGGAACCAUCCACCAAGAAAACCAAAACAGAAUCGGAGGACCAGUGUGACAAUUGA
Messenger RNA from Ruditapes philippinarum (Manila clam), 858 nucleotides. RefSeq lists its product as uncharacterized. The record is from RefSeq and is a predicted model, not a curated record. NCBI's taxonomy places the organism in Eukaryota, Metazoa, Mollusca, Bivalvia, Venerida, Veneridae.